UAUUUCAUUAUUUUGCAUACUUAAUAAUCCAUACUUGUAUUGUUUUAAUGUAAAAUCAUAUUGAUCGAGACUGACAUGUAUAAACGCUCCGUUUUAUCCCACUGCUGCAUGAGCGUGACCUGGUUACGUCGACAGUUGGUGCGAGGCCUAGUGGCCAUUUUGUGGGAACAGUAAUGGAUUUUUCCGUACUGCAUCAAUUUUGUAGAAUUCCUGCCAUGUAUUAGGAAGAUGGAUGGAUCACACCAGAGAUACCAACACAACAUGUCGAUGGCAACGGACUUAAGUUUGUCCACAAUGAAUGAACAGGGAGACAUUGGUAUGUACCAGCAACCUCUAGACCUGCAGGCCAGCAACACAGGCAUGCAACAUAGCUACAUCAACAACUACAACCUGCAGUCUUUAGGACAAACAUCACCCAACAGGAGUUAUAUGUCAUCCAACAUGCCAGAUCAAUACCAUACAAAUGCUGCAAUGGCGUCGUACAAGUCCACUUAUGUUAGUCCAACAAAAGUUUCUCAUGCAGUGACUGGGAAUGAACAGUACAACCUGAACACUCUUUCUGCUCAAGAUUACUCUCAGAAAGAACUCUCAAGCACUCCCAUAAUGACAUAUAAAAGUUCUACAAGUAUGACAGUGAAGCCUCCGAAGAGUUACACUGGAAGAGGGACAGAGUUCAACUCCAGCAUUCCCACAUACAGAAAUAACAUGGCAGAUAGUGCUCAUGUCACAGUGCCAAUCAAUCCAGACCCGCCUCCACCAGUGAAAAACCCAGAUCCACCCCCAGCGAUGAAAACCACUCCAUACAAGCCAAGACACAACAUCAGCGAGAAGGUGAUGAGGAUGGAGAAAGAAGUUCCUCCCCAGAUAACAUCAACAGAAGAUAAGCUAGCCACACAGGAUUACACUGAGAUCAACCUACCCAGAGAGUUGAUGAGUAAGAUGUUUGGACUGCUGAAACAGGGCAUGUUUUGUGAUGCCGUUCUGGUGACGGGAGGCAAAGAAAUCAAGGUUCAUAAACUUGUGCUGAUGGCAGCCAGUCCCUUCUUAAUGAACAAGAUGGCCAACCCUAGUCCAGGAGAAUCCAUUCGAGUGAGUUUACCGGCCGGUAUUCCUGUGGAAGUGGCCUCUCAGCUGGUGCAUUAUCUUUAUGAUGGAAAUGUCACCAUCACAACAGAAAAUGUGGGGAAGUUUGCAAGGAUAGCAAAGCUAUUCCAUCUUGAACAUCUUCUCAAGAUAUGUACACAGUUCAUCCACCAUUACAAGCUAGACAACUCACUACUGAAUGUUACCAAUGAAGACAUCUCCAUCGUAGCAAAUCCCAUUUCUCCUCAGAAAGUGGCUGCUGCUCCAGAGAAUGUUCAGAAGACACCAACAAAGAAAGAUGAUCAGAUUUCUAGCAAACCAUUGGCAGGUGGGGGAAAGAAGCCUAUCAAGGAAGCCAACAAACAGUGUCCCAUUCCUACCACAGUCAAUCACAUGUAUGGGACUCGAACCCAGUCUGGAAUUGUGAAAAAGAAAUCCUUCAAAGAUGAAACUUCCACCAAUAGCUUAAAGAAAGGAAGCAUUGCAAAUAAGAAAUCAAUUUCUCCAGCCACAAAACCUGAGUCUGUGUGUGAGAAUAGAACAAAUGUCUCACCAAAGCAGAAAAGUAACAUACCCACUGUUGUGACACAGUCUUAUUUGAAUCACCCUAGAAAGAGAAGACUCUCAAUGUUAGCCCAGGAAACUGCAAGCAACAAGGAAACAACGGAAACUCUGGAGGAGGAUCUAGGUGUGGUGUCUGAGGAGCUGGAUGACGACACAGACAGUGACUACACUCCCCCCUCCAUCACCACACAGUCAGGAAUGCAGAGGGCAGUGUUUGAAGGGGCAAGGAAGGGAAAGACCUUCAAGACGGUGAAGAAAUCCUCCACCCUUAGCAGCAUCAAAAAAGGCCUUGGCAAAAAGAGAUCACAAACCAAUUCUCCACUCUUGAAGUCAGAAACCACCAGACAACCACCAAAGAAGAGAGCAAGAGAAUUUGCAGAAAAAGAGGUAGAGGAGAUGGCUUCAUAUAUCUUUAAGAAUGACACUACGACGUUCACCAAUGUUAAGCCUCUUCAUGGCAAUAAGGGCAAGAAGAAGAAAAAACCAGCCAAAAGCAAGACCCCUGGAUCAUCUAAACUUACACCAUACUCGGGGAUAAGUCGCUAUGCCUCUGAACUUGAAGAAAUGGCUAAGUCGGUUCCAGAAGAGGAAAAAGUUUUCAUCUGCAGAUUGUGUGGUAAUGAGUUUGUAUUUCCCAAACGCUGUAUUACCCAUGUCAUGAAAACCCACGAGAUGAGUGUAGCAGAUUCCAUGACGCACAUAGAGAUUGGCAAAAGAGAAGCUGCUCCAAAGUCAUGUGAUAUUUGUGGAUAUGUUACUAAGGACUCUAAUCAUUAUUACAUGCAUUAUCACAAGUAUUUCAGACAUGGAGUACCCCUUCCAAAAGGCUGGAAACCUUACAAAUGCGACACCUGUGGAAAAGAGUGCUUCACAAAGUUCCAAUUGAAGGAUCAUAAACUUAUCCAUGUGGAACAGACACCAUUUGUGUGUGAAACCUGUGGAACAGGGUUCAAAUCAAGAACAUGCUUAAAUAGCCAUGUGUAUCACAAACACAGCACGGUACGCAAACAUCCAUGUACAGAAUGCACCAAAACAUUCAAAACUCGCACUCAGUUGUUAGUUCACAAGCGGACUCACAGUGGAGAAAAGCCAUUCCAGUGUCCAGAAUGUGCAUACAAAAGUACUACUCGUGGGAACAUGAGGAUACACCUAACCAACAGGCAUAAACUCAGCCCUGAUGAAAUCAAGUAUCUCAUGGAGAGCAUAAAGUAUAGCAAUCCUGCUGUGCUAUGUAUUGUAGAGGUAAAUGAAGAUUAUGAAGAGCCUCCAAAUCCUGCAGUGGAUAAAGAAGAAAAGAGUAAGUCCGGUCCAUCAAGGCCACCAGUGAAAUCCAAGAGCAUAAUGGUGAUGAAUCAGAAGGGGGCAAUUGAUGUGAUGGACAGUCAGGAGUAUGCUGAAUCUCUCACAGUUGUAGGAGCGCCAAAAUGUGCUCCACAGCCUCAAGUCAGGACAGGCGAACCCAGUGCUCCACAGCCUCAAGUCAGGGCAGGUGAACCCAGUGAAAUGAAUCCGCUACACUCCACACUAAACUCUCUGAUGGAAUCUUCUGCAAGUGCUGGAGCAACUUCUUCCACAGGUCUUCAGGAUCCCCAGCAAUAUCUUCUACAAACCAUCAACAUCCCGAUAUCUCAAGAGCUUCCAAUGGGAGAUGUUGAGACAGCUCAACUGUUGUUUAAUCAUGUCAACAAUGAUCAGCUCCAGCAUACAGAUCACCCGUACACAAUGGAAACUCCAAUCAACCUGGUACAGGACAGUCAACAAAACAUGAAUGCAAUCAGUCAAGGCCAUAAAGGGUACAGCACAGAUGAAAUCCAGUCCAUGCUAACCAACACUGGAAGGCAGUAUGGACAAUCCAAGUCUCAGAAUGAAACCUAUAUACAAAUGGUUCCUGCUGCUCAACUUCAGCAUGUGCAAUUGCAGGAGAGUUCAUCUCAAAAUACCACCAACAUGAACCAUUCCUCUCAAUUGGUUAACCAACCAGAAAUCCCUGUACAGAACAUGUCCCCAAUAAAGAAACAACUACAAUAUCAAUACCAGAUGAAUGCAGACCCAGCUCAUUCAUUACUAAUAAACAACCAGGAGCUCACUAGCUCACAUUCCAAUCAGCUGACUUCCACCCACCCCCAACCAUCCGUGUCGCUUCUCCCGGUCAGUUUACAGACAACACACACCCCAAUAUCUCAGUAUGUCACCAUAGCCAGGAGGAAUGAACAACAGCAAACAGUGCCCUCUAGUUCAGGGGCAGUAACUGUGCAUACUUACAUUGUCCGAUCUCAGAAAUCAGGAUCAGACACCCUAAAAAAUUACUCCUCAGAGCUACAAAACCAGAAGAAAGUGGAUAAUGACAUCCUCCCUCCCACACACACACUAUGGAACACUCCAAUUACCAUACAGGGAACAGUGGCCACCAAUGCCCCCGCAGCCCAGAGAAGCCAGACCCGUCAACAGUACAGCAGCUCUGUACAGUCGACUGGUCGUUACACUGAUAGUGACCAUAGCAAUGCAAAUUACCCAUAUUCUAAUUUCAAGUCAUAAUACAGUGAAUCCACUUUUACUACAGAGUGUACAGGAAUAAGCCAAUUAAUUCCUAACAUUAAAUUCAUUCCUAAGCUUGUAUAUUUUAUGAAAAAUGAAAUAAAUGGCUUUAAAGAAAAA
Messenger RNA from Ostrea edulis (European flat oyster), 4302 nucleotides. RefSeq lists its product as uncharacterized. Gene Ontology annotation, biological process: regulation of transcription by RNA polymerase II. Gene Ontology annotation, cellular component: nucleus. NCBI's taxonomy places the organism in Eukaryota, Metazoa, Mollusca, Bivalvia, Ostreida, Ostreidae. The transcript has 4 exons. The coding region runs from base 229 to 4182 and encodes 1317 amino acids. Gene Ontology annotation, molecular function: RNA polymerase II cis-regulatory region sequence-specific DNA binding; protein binding; DNA-binding transcription factor activity, RNA polymerase II-specific. The record is from RefSeq and is a predicted model, not a curated record.